AUGAGUCGCUUUCUCCCAACGACCAUUCACGCUUCCGAAAUGCACUACGAGCUUCCCAUUGGCGCCUUUCUAGCUUCCGCCCUCGUUCUCCUUCCAGUGCCGUGGCACUGGCGGGCACGGAACAUCCCCACACUUUCCAUUGUCGCAUGGCUCUUUGUCUCAAACCUACAGCUGGGAGUCAGCGCUAUUAUCUGGGCCGACAGCAUUCGGAAAGUCGCACCCGUCUGGUGCGAUAUAGCCACGAAAUUGCAAGUCGGAGCAACCAUGGCUCUUCCUGCCUGCUGUCUCUCUUUAUGCAUACAUCUAGAACGUAUCGCCAGCGUUCGUCAAGUCCAGUCGACCCCCAGCCAAAAGCGACGGCGGAUGUUCUUCGACCUUACAAUGUGCUGGGGUCUGCCCAUCCUCAGUAUGGCGUUGCAUUAUAUCGUCCAAGGCCAUCGUUUUGACAUCGUCCAAGACUUUGGAUGCAAACCCGCUGUCUACGUGUCGGUGCCAGCCAUUUUGGUCAUCCACGUUCCCGUUCUUAUUGUCGUCUUCGCGACCCUCAUCUUUGCAUCCGCUGCCCUUUACCACUUUUUUCGCCGUCGAAUCACAUUUGCCCGCCAUCUCCAGGACUCCUCCUCCGCCCUUACGCCGUCCCGUUAUUUUCGUCUCAUGGCUAUGGCUCUGGUCCAAAUGGUGUGGGCCACCUUUCUCACCCUGGCGAACUUGCUCCUCACAAUUCGAGGCGGUUUACUGCCGUACACGUCCUGGGCUGAUGUCCACGCUGGAUUCGGCUAUAUCGGGGUCUUUCCGCGCGCUUUCAUUCCAGCGAAUCAUUGGGCUUGGGCCUAUUUUACGUUUUGGUCGAUGCCCGCAACGGCGCUGCUAUUUCUGGUAUUCUUUGCGUUUGGUCAGGAUGCGAUGGCUGGUUACCGCUCUGCGUUUGCUAGUUUUCGAAAAAUGGUCGGAUUUCCUCCCAAACCCAAGAAGGCCCGUGUUCCUUCAAUGCCAACCUUCAAUCUACCCCGUUUCCCUCAACUGGACAAGGACUCUUUCUCAACCUCGUCAGAGGCGCAUGCCCCUGCAACACCCGCCUCUUUUCACGCCAAAUCGGUCACUGAAACCGAUAUCCCGCUCACUCCUUCCUCUGCGACCUCAUUCUCGACCAUUGUUGCAUGCUACCACCCCGAACACAAGCCCCAGCUACCUUCCUUGGAUCUUACGCCACACACGAUCGACAUGGCUUAA
Molecule: messenger RNA, 1230 nt
Organism: Mycena indigotica
Lineage: Eukaryota; Fungi; Basidiomycota; Agaricomycetes; Agaricales; Mycenaceae
Product: Pheromone receptor Rcb2 B44
Exons: 3
Coding region: 1-1230 (409 amino acids)
Biological process (GO): G protein-coupled receptor signaling pathway
Cellular component (GO): membrane
Molecular function (GO): mating-type a-factor pheromone receptor activity
Source: RefSeq, a predicted model, not a curated record